CUCAAAAUGGUCCUUUGAAGGUUCUUUAUGGAGAAUAGAUCGUUUAAAAAUUUGAUCAUCCAAAACACAGACUUUUAUUAUCCCUAUCUGAUAAUGCAAGCAAGGCAAUUAUUCCAGAUAGAUCAAGAGACUUUAUUCGCUCUCAAAAUAAGAAUAUGACCUCAACCCUCGAUGAAAGAUACUGACAAAAGUGAAAAUUAUAAAUUCUCUGAAAAUCACACUGAGAUUGGCAUCAAGUCAGAGUUUGGAAGCACAAAUAAAUUUGAUAAGGUUGUUUUGAUCAAAGACGACUCUAUCCUGGCAAAAGUUCGAGCGGGAAAGAAUGUUAAUAAAAGAGCUAAGACACAGGCAGGGAGAAGAAUUAGGAAUAAAAAUAAAACUCCAAGUUGUUCAACUCAUGACAUCCUGAAUCAAUCAACUAGCACAGCUAAUGAUACUUCUCAAAUAGAUGUUCACAUAGUCACGGAUCCAGAACUAAUUAAAAAGUCCCUUACAUGGAAGAUGGUCAAUUCAAAUACUAAAGAGAAUAGUAAACUUCAAGAUAUCAAAUCAGCUUACAGAAAGCCGAUCAGAUUGGUAAAGCUCAAAAUAGACAACACUCAGGAAUUUAAAAUCCAUCCUAUGGCUUUAUCAAAAUUCGUGAAUGAUGCUAUAAAGGACCAAAAAUGGAAAGACAAGCUGAUUCAGUAUCACAUAGCGUUCAGCAAGAAUAGCUUAAACCUUAAGCCAAGUUGGGAUUUCCAGCGUGAAAAUAAAGGUGCUAUCCUCCACAAAGACCUCACCUCUUUAAAAGAAUUCGAAGAUACUAAAAGAGUCAUCACGGAUUAUUUUGAUUCGCUCGAUUCCAUCCUGCAGAAUAUUGAGAAGUCAAUUUUUCCUUUAGCAAAGACAGCCUUGCAGAUGGGAAAUAACAGCAUACUCAAAGAUGUGUAUAAUCUGGAGUCUACCACUCUUAAAUAAGAAUAAUGAGUACUAUGGCAACACAAAGGCCAUCCCAUCCGAUAGGGGUGCAACAAAAAUCUUUAAGAAGCUUCAAACAAAAGGGUCUAAAUAUUAUGGAGACCUGCUGAGUGUUGAUAGCGAGAACACGAACCAUAGAAGUAUCGAUGUGGGGGACAGGACAUUUGCAGGGAAAUCCCUUGAGAGUUGCUUCCAAGUAACAAAGAAAAAGUCAAUCUCCAAGAUCUCCUCGAGAUACUCCAGAAAGCAUGUAGCAGAUAAGAACUAUGAUCACUUCAGAACCUCUGUAGGCUUCGGAGCCAAGUUUAAGAUGAAUUUAAGAAAAAUAAGACAGAAUAAGAGAAAAGAAAGCAAACACUUGAAGGGGUAAAAUUCAAAAUUUGGUUACGGUCUUG
This is a messenger RNA of Moneuplotes crassus, 1355 nucleotides long. NCBI's taxonomy places the organism in Eukaryota, Ciliophora, Spirotrichea, Euplotida, Euplotidae. The record is from the annotation of a GenBank genome assembly.